AAAUAUUGAACUUCGAAGGCCCACAGAAAAAUUCGAAUCCCAACCUGUAGAUGGGAAAAAAGCACACUUUCAGUUAUUCUCGAAAUCGGAAGCGAUUAGGCAAAAAACAAAGGGCAAAAUUAAAAAUCAAAAAUCCAGUCAUUAAUUCAGCUUGGAAGUAUGGAUUAUCUGUUAAAUCAAAUUUUAACCGUUUGGGUUUAGCUUACGAUGCAAAUGAAGCACUUGGAAAUAAUUGUGAUCAGGUUUUAACAAAUGGAGAGUAUGAUGAUAAUGAUGCAGUCACAAAAAAUAUGCCGAGACAGAAAAAGACUAAUGUCGUAAAAGUUUUAGAAGAGUUAGCCAAACAUAAAAAGCAAAAACCUGUGUUUGUCUCUGGAGAUGAUCAGUUGUUUUGCAUAUACAACUUAGAGAUGUAUCCUGAGGAUGAUUUCGAAUCUAUGAGUAGAGAUCCAAAGAAUGUUUAUCAGUUGACAUCCAAACAGAUCGAACGACUAAUCAACAAAUUUAAACAAACCACUGGCUUUCAAAAGUAUCUCAAAGAUAAGCAGUCAGGAGAGCUUGCCAUCGAUGAGUUGUUUAAUGAAGAACUGAUGUAAAUUUAUUAUUUUGCUAAAAAAAAUAACAAAUAUGAAUACUAUGUUCUUAUUUUGUGUAUUCACAGAGCCUUAUAUAAAUUCAUUCAAACGGAA
Messenger RNA from Schistosoma intercalatum, 689 nucleotides. NCBI's taxonomy places the organism in Eukaryota, Metazoa, Platyhelminthes, Trematoda, Strigeidida, Schistosomatidae. The record is from the annotation of a GenBank genome assembly.